Paramuricea clavata is the source of this 276-nucleotide messenger RNA. NCBI's taxonomy places the organism in Eukaryota, Metazoa, Cnidaria, Anthozoa, Malacalcyonacea, Plexauridae. The record is from the annotation of a GenBank genome assembly.
AUGGCUGCUGAAUCAGAAAGAGCCACGAACUUCAACCAGGUGGGCCGAACAAAGUCCUCACCAAAGGUCUCAAAGAUAGAAACCGAAGCGCCACCAAGACCUGCAGAGUCACCAAACACACAUAAUAGUGAGAUACUGGCCACAUUAAAAGCUGUCCAGACAGAAUUGAAUACAGUUCAGUCCGAGGACGAAAGUAGACUAGAAAGAUUCCCCUCAAGGACACCCCCCUUCCCGUACCUUCAUGACGGAUCGUGUUGGUCAAAACCGAAGAAAUGA